Messenger RNA from Gekko japonicus, 2375 nucleotides. It is a transcript of the gene ELF5, whose product is annotated as E74-like factor 5 (ets domain transcription factor). The record is from RefSeq and is a predicted model, not a curated record. Gene Ontology annotation, molecular function: DNA-binding transcription factor activity, RNA polymerase II-specific; sequence-specific DNA binding. Lineage: Eukaryota; Metazoa; Chordata; Lepidosauria; Squamata; Gekkonidae. Gene Ontology annotation, biological process: regulation of transcription by RNA polymerase II; cell differentiation. Bases 211 to 981 code for a protein of 256 amino acids. Gene Ontology annotation, cellular component: nucleus. The transcript is spliced from 8 exons.
UACCUCUCACAGCUAGAAAGUCUCUUGGAUUAGAAGACCUACGCUUGGAUCUAACAAACUCUUGGGAAGAGACUAAGCUGUUCCAGCUACAAAGACUCCAAAGAAAAAUGCAAAUCAGUAUCUGAAAAUACCAUUACUUGAAUUUUCUGAAGUAUAUAAAACUGCCAUGUUCAGCUCCCAAGAGUCCAGAUCUGUGCAUUCAGCAACAAGAUGAUGCUGGACUCAGUAAGCCACAAUACGUUCCUGCCAAAUCCAAUGCUCUGUGAAUCCCUAACGUCUUGGUCAGAACUAUUUGGACCAACUGAAGAAAACUACCUCCCAUUUGAUCACCAAACAGGCUGUGAUUCUUCCUGGACCUCUACCCAUCCAGAGUACUGGACAAGGCACAAUGUCUGUGAAUGGCUGCAGUUUUGCUGUGAUCAAUACAAACUGGAUGCCAACUGCAUUUCCUUUUCCCACUUUAACAUAAAUGGCCAACAGCUGUGCAGCAUGACUCAAGAGGAGUUUUUAAAUGCAGCAGGCAUUUGUGGCGAAUAUCUGUUUUUUAUCCUACAGAACAUCAAGUCUCACGGCAUCUUCUUUCAUGAUAAUGAAGAAACAAAGUCAUCUGACAAACUUUAUGAUGAUAAGGCAUGUUUGAGAACAGGCGGCGUCAAGAGUCAAGAAUUUCAGAGUCACAAUAGAACAAGUCUACAAAGUUCUCACUUAUGGGAAUUUGUAAGAGACCUCCUUCUGUCUCCUGAGGAGAACUGUGGCAUCCUUGAAUGGGAAGACCGGGACAAAGGCAUCUUUCGAGUGGUUAAAUCAGAUGCUCUGGCAAAGAUGUGGGGACAGAGAAAGAAAAAUGAUAGAAUGACGUAUGAAAAAUUAAGCAGAGCACUUAGGUACUAUUACAAAACUGGGAUUUUGGAACGAGUGGACAGGAGGUUAGUGUACAAAUUUGGAAAGAAUGCACACGGCUGGCAAGAGAGCAAGUUGUGAAAGACCCCAUGUUUCAGACUGACAUUAUCUCAUAAACAACAUGAAGUCUUCACAGUAAAGGAAGUUCACUGCAGCCCUUCCACAGAAUAAGAUGAGACCAUCUGUUCUGAACAACAGGAUAAAGUAACAAUGACAAACUUCUUGAACUGGGAGGGUUCGCUGUCAUCCGUGGUUUUGGACUAGCAUCAUCACCUGCAUAGCACUUAAGAAAAUAAUUCCUAUAACCCGCUCCAUAGACCUUUCCAAGUUUCAAAUUAUAUCUGUAGCAGUCCUCUCAAUGGCAAGAAGAGUGACAGUUUUCCAUUUGGAAAAGCAAGUUCUUCAUCACCAGAGCCAUGUACAUUGUACUCUAUGGAAUGAGUGUAUAUCACCUGUAUUAUAUCACAGGUAUAUCACAGUAUAUCACCUGUAUUAUAUCACAGGUAUAUCACAGCAUUGUCUUGCAGACAAUACUGGAAGGAUUAUGGAGUAUCUUUAGUGUCCCUUUUUACAUUUCCAAGUGUUUUCUUAUCUGCUCUAUCACGGCAGAUUAAAAAUUGUUUCACACUUUGCAUAGCAACUGUUUGAUCACAGUUGUGUUGGUGAUCCACUAGUGUUUCGCACAGUGUAUAUAUGCAAAGGAUACACAGAAAGUAGACAUGCUCCAAAGGCACACAGCCAAUUAAGCCUGUCCAGCACAUGUCACCAACUAUUUUGGAUUUCCAGCUGCCUUUCACACCUUACACAUUUGGUGAUAGAGAAAAUAAAAUAACACUGAUAUAGCUACAGAAACCACAAUUGGCUCAUGAGCAGUCCUGUUAAUCAAUGAAUGUCGUCAUCUUUUCAUGCAACCCAACAAAGAAUAAGAAAAUUGUUGCUGUGAUUAUAUUCCCUCUCUCAGUCCCCAUUUCCAAGUAUGUGCAUGAAAAAAAUCCCAUUAUGUUUCAAAGGUACAUAUGAAUGGAUAAAUGUUUCAAAUCAGGGCCUUCAUUUUUAAAAGUUUUAUAAUCAACUUUUUUUUAGUUUGUACUCUGUUGGUUGAUUACAGUAAGUCAGAUGCCAUUAAUCCUGUCCUGCAUUCAAUGUAAGGUAGGGGAGUAUAUUACUUAUUUCCUUGAGCCUAGGAAAGAUGGUACAUACAUAUUUUAAAUAAAUUAAAUGAGAAUUAAUGCAAGGAUUUAUUUUACACACACACACACAUACACAAAUAACACUCCAAAUGUUUUUUUAAAAGCAAAAUGUUGGAUUCUAUUUUGGGAGGAGCAUGAAAUAUUUUUGUAAUUUCCACAUAGGAAAGUGGCUUCUGUGGUUUCCCUGUUGCUGGUGCAGCUGCAGGUAAAGUGUAGGCACAAUGGGGCUUUUGCAUGAAAGUCUCCCCUGAAUUUUUCCCACCCCACCCCCCAGCAGUGGCCAUC